GUAAUCCUCUAGGCCAAAAUGAACCAAAUCUCAUUUUAUCUACUUCAAAACCCAAUGGCCAAAAUUUCCAACCAUUCAUCAUUUCACUCACCAUUUCAACCAACGAUCAUCCUCCUAGCCCUCGUAAUUCUGAUCUCCCAUACAAUCAGAAGAUCGCACUCAGCGAACUUGUUGAACAUUUUGGAUUUUGGUGCCAUACGUGGUUAUGAUUCGAGCCAAGCCAUCCAUCGUGCAUGGGCAGUGGCCUGCAAGUCCGAAGAAUCUACCAUUGUCUACAUUCCAAAGGGAAGGUUUCUUGUUCAACCAAUUGAAUUCCAUGGUGGAGGAUGUCAUAAUGAAGAUAUUAGUUUCCAUAUUGAUGGAGCUCUCAUCGGGCCUCCUGACUACCGGAUCCUUGGUAAUGUCGAAAGUUGGCUAAGCUUUGUGGAGGUUAAUGGCGUUUCUUUGACUGGUGGAGUUCUUUAUGCCAAUGGUGAAGCCUUAUGGUCUUGUAAAUUCUCCACUACCCACUGCCCCGUUGGAGCCCGGACUCUAAGUUUUAGGGACUCAAAUAAUAUAAGGAUAAGGGGAUUGAUGUCUAGAAAUAGCCAACUAUUCCAUAUAGUGAUCAAUGGAUGUAAGAAUGUACUAGUGGAAGAAGUCAACGUGAUGGCAGCAAGUAAUAGUCCGAACACUGAUGGCAUUCACGUGGAAACAUCCACGCAUGUGACCAUCAUUGACUCUACCAUUCAAACGGGAGAUGAUUGUAUCUCCAUCGGUCCUGGGUCCUAUAAUAUUUGGAUUCAACGCAUUCGAUGUGGACCUGGUCAUGGCAUUAGCAUAGGAAGCUUAGCACACAACAUGAACGAGCCUGGGGUAGGAAACGUCACCGUUUCAAAGGCAAUAUUUUACGGUACUCAAAAUGGGCUGAGAAUAAAGUCAUGGGCCAGACCCAGCACUGGAUUUGUGUACGGAGUCCAAUUUCUUGGAGCCACCAUGCAUAAUGUCCAAAACCCAAUUCUCAUUGACCAACACUACUGCCCCAACAACAUAAACUGCCCCGGUCAGGAAUCAGGAAUCAAGAUAAGCAAUAUAAUAUAUAAGGACAUUGUAGGAACUUCAGCAACACCAAUUGCCAUAAAAUUUGAUUGUAGUUCAAAGAAUCCUUGCAAUGGAAUAAGACUUGAAGAUGUUCGCUUGACUUACCAAAAUGAAGAAGCUAAGUCCUCUUGUGAAUAUGCAAAGGGAAAAACAUUAGGUUUAGUUCAACCAGAAGGUUGUUUUUGAAUGAAUCUCUUUGUUGUUUUGAUAGAACACUUAUUAGAAGUGUUCUAGAAGUUCAAAAAAGAAGGAUGCACGAGAUUUAGGAGUAUAUAUCUUUUUUUUCCCUGUUUCUUGUUUCGCGUUUUCUUUUUAAGAAAAAACCUGUAAGGAUUUGAUAUAUAGUGUAUUAUGUUUCUUGGUUUAAGUUUUUCUCACUUUCGAGAAGGAAUAUCGAAAUGUAAACAGAAUCUAGGAAUUAACAAAAUUAUAAUAUGUGGCUUCUUUUUGCUAGUAA
Messenger RNA from Cucumis melo (muskmelon), 1537 nucleotides. RefSeq names its product polygalacturonase. The coding region runs from base 19 to 1266 and encodes 415 amino acids. The transcript has 5 exons. Gene Ontology annotation, biological process: carbohydrate metabolic process. The record is from RefSeq and is a predicted model, not a curated record. Gene Ontology annotation, molecular function: polygalacturonase activity. NCBI's taxonomy places the organism in Eukaryota, Viridiplantae, Streptophyta, Magnoliopsida, Cucurbitales, Cucurbitaceae.